AGAGGCAUGCAGUGCUGCGUAUGCCAAAACCUCUUGGUGCUAUUAAUACAUGCCUGCCUGCAUCGCGCCCCCAGCACUGACCCCCUCAUUCACACAGAGCUCUGUGUGGAGGAGACACAAUGUGAAGAAGUGAAUGAGAGGGAGCGCAGUCCAUGCUAAUGGCUCUCUACAUUGUUAACCGAGUGGAAAUUCGUGUGACUCACUAAUUGACAUUUCCUAUUUUACCUUUGUUUUACCUUGAAUUUUACCUCCAUCUCAUGACUGGCUGUCUCUUCAUCAGUUAGACCAGAGGAAUGGCCAUACCCACCAUGUUGCACUCGAGCAGCAGUAUUCUUGAGGCCUCAGCCAUGGCCAACCUUACUGAGGACACGUCCAGCUCAGGCACAGAUAUGGGACAUGACCCUAUGAUCCAGACAGAAACCGCGACUCUACUACUGCAGGAGACCGGCAUGGAGGAGGCUGGCAUAACAGCUGUUGCUGCCCAGACAGAGGGUGAGCGGUGGCAAGAGUUUAACCCAUCCCUUGUGGAACACAACUUGUUUCAGUCUCAAUUCAGAAGCAGCUCAUCAGAGGCUGUGGCAUUACUUAUGCAUCCAAGAGACACCCACAGUGUGACUCCCUCCCUCAGAAUACACAGUAAAGAGCCCAGAGAGGGAACUGUUGAAGGAAGGGACAGACAUAAAGAGGCUAAUGGACUAGGACAACAACACUGGAGGGACAGAAUAGUGACGAAAUCACCAAAUGGGGAAGAGGAGAAGAGAGCACCUUUGAUAUUCCCUGAACAGGACAAUAACUCCAGACCCCAAAGUACUGUCAAAGUUUGCUCUAGGCCAGAGUAUGAAUCUCGGGAACAGGAUGCCACUUUAGCCUCAGCUUUUCCUCACCACAUGUGCCAAUAUUUGGAGUGCCCUUUGUCCAAUGCAGUAGGGCUCUGCCUCCACAGACUCGAAGUGGGCUGCUGUUCAGACAUUUAUUCUAGUAACGGAGGAGGGUCAGGCUGUGCUGGACUAAAUUCUGAACCCGAAUCUGUGUAUAUUUAUGCUGAGAGCAUCAAGGGCUGUGACUCCACCUGUUGCAGUUUGCUGCGGGAAUGUGACUCCGAUUGUCUCUAUACAGAGGAUCCACAAAGAGAAGAUGGCUGUUACAACACAAUGCAAAGAAAGAAAAGUAAAAUAAAGAAAAGACUGGACUCGUUUUACAGUAACACUGAGAUAUUGUGUAUGUAUACUGAGGAAAGCUCUAGCUUUGACAUGCCAGACUACAGCAUUGAAGCCGUUGCAGGAUCGGAUAAAUCCUGCAAUUCCAUCAGAAGUGACUGUGACUCGGAUUCUACCUCUGCCUAUGCAGACUGGGAGCACAGCUUUGACUCAGAUGGAGCUGAGGCUAGCAUGAACUCUCUAGACAGCCUGGCUGAGGCACAGUGGGGUUCUGUUUCGUCCAGGUUAAGUUCUGGCUCAGAUGCUUCUUGCUACACCGCGGAUUGUGGCUCGGAAUCCUCCUACGGUACUGUGGAACAAAGCAGCAGUUUGGUCUCUGAAGGUUCUUUCGGUGCAGGCCGAUGCGACUCACCUGUCGGUUAUAUCCAAGAAGACUCCUGCGAUUUGUACAAUGCUUGGGCUGAGAACAGUGAUGUGGAUAAAAACCUUUACCGAAGUCAAACAAUGGAUGGUGCAACAGGCUUUCCUUGUCUUCAGGAUGACUCUGAGUUAACCCUGAAUGAACUCCGGGGUGCCGUGACUCAUACUGAACGCUGCCACUUCUCCCUGUUCUUCCGGGAGAUGGUGAAAGAGGCUGCACAGGACAGAGAUCAGGAAAAGCUGAAUGUCAGUGAAGGCUUUCUCUUCCACCCACAAAAGUUUUUACAGGCAAAGAACUCUGAAUAUCGUGAAGGCCGGGAAUAUUCCUUGCUUCGAAACAUACAGAAUGGGUCAUAUGGAGACGUGUUCAGCAUCCGGGACAAACAAACAGGAUUUACAUGUGCUGCGAAAAGGAUUCCCCUGUGUAGUUUUAGCUGGGAGGAAGUUGGGACAUGGAGCAGACUGGACUCCCCACAAGUGCUCCAGCUAUAUGGGGCAGUGAGAGAGGGGCUUAAUGUCGUCCUCUUCAUGGACCUUAAAACAGGUUCACUAGCCCAGUUACUAAAAGCAAGAUGUAGCUUUCCUGAAGACAUGGCUCUUUAUUACCACAGUCAGGUGCUGCAGGCUCUCGAACACCUACACAGCAGACAAGUCAUACACCUGGAUGUUAAAGUGGAUAAUGUUUUGCUUUCAAAGGAUAGGAGGGAGUGUUUCCUGUGUGAUUUUGGGUUGUCCGAGAUGUUGGACAAGACCGGAUGCAGCACCAAGACAUUCAGAGGCAAUGGUUUGCGUGGAACCGAGAGCCACAUGGCUCCUGAGGUGGCGCGAGGAGAUCCUCGCUCUGAUAAAGCAGACGUGUGGAGCAGCUGUUGCAUGCUCCUGCACAUGCUCACUGGACAUCAGCCCUGGACACGAUACUACACUCACCCACUCUGUCUGAAAAUUGUGAGCGAGCCUGCACCUCUGUGGGAGAUUCCUCCUGGCUGUGACCCGCUGACCUGUGAGGUCAUCAGAGCAGGACUGGUGAAGGAGCCAAAGGAGAGAGACUCUGCGAGAAAACUGCUGGAGAAAGCCAACAAAGCUCUACAAGCAGUGGGUGGGUUCUCUGAUCCAGUGUUAUCUCACAGCUCUGGCACACCUGAGCUUCAGAACUGCCCACCAGUGAGCUUGCAGGUGGUCCCUCCUCUCAUCGCCCUAACAACCCAGGAGACUCCACCUCCUCUUUCUGCAGUAGCAGCCCCCACUUCCACCAGUCAGCAGGAGUUCUCUGCUCCUAGAAUCCAGUGGGUUAGCACAUGGAGAGAAAGAGCAAAAGAGGAGGAUAAGACUGACUCAGAAGAAAGGGAAUCUGAUGAGGAAAGUGAGUGGGACAGUGGAGGAUGGACGGAGGAAGUGAAAAAAGAUGAGAUGGCAGUGUGGAUGGAGAGGUACUGGGGAACAGAGGAAGAUUCAUCCGUAGGAAGUAACAAAAAACAAAUGCUUUUAGAAGGUGAGAGAGAACCCUGUCAAAAAAGAGGAGAUGAUGACGACAUUUACACCGAGCGGAAAAAAGUGUCAGAUAACCAGGAAGACCAUGAAUCAGGUGGGGGCCCAGGUGAGGCUGAUUCAGAAGAGAUGGAUGAUACUGAUGCAGCAGUAGACUGCAUCCUGAAUGAAGAGGGUCCCUAUGAGGGUGAAACAAGAAGCUCAGUGGAUGAAGCUGAAGGAGAGAGUGCAGAAGAAGAGGUAGAGAGUGAUUUGGAGAGUUUGAGAGAGCUGGGCAGUGACUGGGCAGAGGAAGAGUGGGAGCCGUUCCACCGCCUACAGAUCCUCUAUGGGACAAAAGGACAAAAUAAACCGUACCUGAAGACUGAGGAUGACCACUCUGACACAGAGGAAGAAUCUGAAGCAUCGACAACUGCAAGUGGAAAGAUGACCUUACAUGAACCGAACUCAAAAUUAACUCUCACCUGUCACCGUAGCACCUGUGCUUCCGAACCAGAGCUAACUGACAAGAAUUCAGAUUGGUCAGAUGAUCUGAGCUCUGGGGUGUUCUCUUCUUAUAGUAGUUUUACAGAUGGACAGAGCUUCAAUGUGGACUGGUCAGUGUCCACACAUCAGCCACCUUCUUGCUGCUUUGAAGGUCUUGGUGUGGAUAUCUGGGUGGAGGAUGUGAGUGGGGAGACUCUUAGGAUCAGAGAGAGGCUGAAGGUGAAGCUGGGACAUGUCGCUGUAGGAAUAAGUGCACAGAUCUCCAUGAGGGCCUUCAGCCUGGCCACCCUGGAUGGGAAGCUGGUUUCCCCAGACACAGAGGUUUUGGAGUCGGGCAUGUGGCUACAGUGCGUCCCUGCUUCAGACAGUAGCGCCAACUGGGAUUGGAGAGUCAGAGAUGGAAAACUGGAGAAGCAAGAACACGAUGAAGGCACAUCAGAUACCUGCUCCACGCUAGCAGCCUAAACCUACACAUGGACACAUCUUCACUGACACAACAUUCCCUUCUUUCUUUCACUUCCAUCCAUUUAUGCUUGUUUACUGAAUUGUGAAACAAUGUGAUGUCUGUUAAUUAAAAUGAUUUCUGCUUAA
Molecule: messenger RNA, 4139 nt
Organism: Pygocentrus nattereri (red-bellied piranha)
Lineage: Eukaryota; Metazoa; Chordata; Actinopteri; Characiformes; Serrasalmidae
Gene: map3k14b
Exons: 14
Coding region: 294-4013 (1239 amino acids)
Biological process (GO): positive regulation of canonical NF-kappaB signal transduction; protein phosphorylation
Molecular function (GO): protein kinase activity; ATP binding
Source: RefSeq, a predicted model, not a curated record